Molecule: messenger RNA, 1575 nt
Organism: Culex pipiens pallens (northern house mosquito)
Lineage: Eukaryota; Metazoa; Arthropoda; Insecta; Diptera; Culicidae
Product: chitinase-3-like protein 1
Exons: 4
Coding region: 86-1504 (472 amino acids)
Biological process (GO): carbohydrate metabolic process; chitin catabolic process
Cellular component (GO): extracellular region
Molecular function (GO): chitin binding; chitinase activity
Source: RefSeq, a predicted model, not a curated record
GGAUGGUUCUAGUCUAGUCUGGGUCGUUCGUGGUGAACGGAUUGUAUAUUUAUUGGUUUGGACUGUGACUUUUGAUUUGCUCAACAUGAAGUGUGGGGGUUUUGUUCUGGGGUUAGUGCUUCUUAGUCUGUCGAUUUCGAUGGCAUUAACUGAAAAGAAAAUCGUGUGCUAUGUGGGAACGUGGUCCGUUUAUAGGCCAAACCGUGGCUCGUUCAAUAUUGAAAAUAUCGAGCCUUCGCUGUGUACGCAUUUGAUGUACGCCUUCUUCGGGAUCAAUGAAGAUGGAACCAUUCGGAUUAUUGACCCGUACUUGGAUUUGGAGGAAAACUGGGGCCGAGGUCACAUAAAGCGGUUCAAUGAGCUUAAGCUGCAGCAUCCAAAGCUCAAGACGAUGGCCGCCGUUGGUGGAUGGAACGAACAGUCUCAUCCGUUUUCUGUGGUAGCUGCUAGUCCAACCCUUCGACAGCGAUUUAUCAAAGACAGUAUCAAAUUUUGCAAGAAACACAACUUUGACGGUAUCGAUCUGGACUGGGAGUACCCUGGACAACGCGAUGGCAACGAAUUGGUUGAUCGUGAAAAUCAUGCAACUUGGUUGGAAGAAAUACGACGAGAAUUUGAUCGUGAAGGACUCCUCCUUUCUGCUGCAGUGGCAUCGGCGGAAUUUUCCGCCAGCAGAUCGUACGACAUUCCACGAGUUUCAGCAGCACUGCAUUUCAUCAACGUGAUGACCUACGAUAUGCAUGGAUCGUGGGAUCCCUACACAGGGUUCAAUUCGCCUCUCUACUCCGGUUCUAAGGAUGUGACGGACCUGCAGCAACAACUCAACGUAAAUGCAAGCAUCCACUAUUGGAUCGAGCUAGGUGCUCCGAAGGAAAAGAUCGUAAUGGGUAUUCCUUCCUAUGGGAGGACCUUCACUCUGGUAGACUCGAGCGCCAAUGGAAUUGGAGCGCCUGCCUCGGGUCCGGGAAAGGCCGGACAGUAUUCAAGGGAAGCAGGGAUGAUUGGGUAUAAUGAGCUGUGUGAAAAGUUUCUCUCGGAAAAAUGGGACAUUACUUGCAAUGAGCAACAGUUGGUCUGCUAUGCAACCAGUGGAAAUCAGUGGAUCAGCUUCGAGGACGUCAAAUCUGUGGCGCACAAGAUGGACUACUUCUCCCAAAUGAACCUCGGCGGCGUAAUGGUUUGGUCGCUGGAAACAGACGAUUUCCAUGGCAUUUGUCACGAUUCGCGAUACGCGCUAAUGAGCGUCAUUUACGAGCACAUUUACGGACAAUCACCACCGUUGAACAACACGACCACUGUCACUCCUCCUCCAUCAGGUUCCACCCCAACUCCUCCUGACGGCUGUUCACCAGAGGGCGUGUUCCCGAACGAAGAAGUCUGCGACAAGUACUUCAUCUGUGACUCCAACGGACGUCGGUUCGAUUUUUCCUGUCCGGCCGGAUUGCUGUUUGACCCCGUGCUUGCUCUUUGCAACUGGCCCCAUCUGGUUGAUUGUGAUUUGUGAAUUAAUCGAUUCUUUGUGUUCUAUUUGAAAUAAAAAUACAUUUUAUUUAAAGCUUCUCGCAUAGCAGAGCA